Messenger RNA from Pelagomonas calceolata, 1222 nucleotides. Lineage: Eukaryota; Pelagophyceae; Pelagomonadales; Pelagomonadaceae. The record is from the annotation of a GenBank genome assembly.
AAGCGAGGCACUCUCCCCAUUUGAGGCAGCUGCGCACCGCCGCAAUUCGCAUCGUACGCACGCCAAAGGCGGUGUGCGCCUUCCAUACCAUCCUAGCUGCCACCGGGCCGCCGCGCGGUGCUGCCAGGACCUCAAAAGUCGUUUUAAUUCAAGAGGCGACUACUAUUCACCAUGACACCCGCGCCCACCGCAAGCACCACGAAGAUCGCGUCGGCCGCCCCGGCCCUCGCCAAGGCACCCCCCGCCGCCAAGAUGAGCGUCGUCGUGCCGUCGGCUCUCGUACGAGCGGGAACGGUGACGCCGCCGGAGCAACGCAGCCCCUCGGGCCGCCGCCCGGACGCCGCGCUCCCCGCGUGGCCGCCGGGCGUCCGCGUCACUGUCGAAGCGCCGGUACCGAAGGUGAGCUCCUCGGACGAUGAAGCUUCCCCGCGCGCCGCCUCCGCGGCGCGGCUCCCGCCGACGCCCGGCGUCGAGAAGCGCGAGCUCCUCGCGGCCGUGGCUUCGCCGGGAGCCGUCUACCGGACGCCCGAGCUCCUCUACGAGCCCGUCAAGCCCUCCCAAUUAGAUGCCGUGCGCAUUCUCGACGAGAACCCCAACCGCGCCGCCUGGCUCCUUUUAUCCCUCAAGCCGCCGCGCAAGGCCUUACCGCAAGCACCGGCCCCGCCCCGACGCGCGCCCAAGGCGUCGUCGGCCCCGCGGCCGUUCGCCCCCUCGCGCUUCCGACGCAACCACCAGGCGAUGUCGAAGCCUCCCCAAGACGCUGAUGGGAACUAUCCCUGCGCGCACAAGUGUGGCCGAGUCUUCGGGCACGCACCCGCCGCCGUCUGGCGCCUGUGUGGAAAUCAAGCCAUAUGAUUCAGCGCGAGACUUCAUUUCUACACAGGUCGCACACUCCAAGGCCUGCAAGCACAAGCCGCCCGGAUGGUGCUGACUCAGAGCAUAAAAUGAGCUUCAACAUGACGUGGUCGCGGCGAUGGCGUCGACGCGGUGCCGCACCGCCUCGACGCCGUCGAUGCGGCCGCAUGAGAGUCUACAUGCCUCGUGAGAGAGCCGCGGUCGUUUCGUGACUGUGUCGUUCCCACACAGGCAACCGAUCUUUCUCUGAACGAUCUUUCUCUGAAAAUCGGUCCUCAAAAUCACGCCCAAGACCCUGUGUGUACUCCUCAAAAUCAAAAUCCCCCGCCUGUUCCGCUAAAAAAAAUACCACAAAGUUGAAAAUAGU